GCCAAGUAAAAAAACAUGGUAAAAUUAGCGAAGUAGAAACUUUGCUUAAAAAAGUCUUUGGUUCAGAUGGUAAGGUUAAAUCUGCCUUUAUUGAGGAAAUCAAAAAAUCAGAUGCUACUCUCACAAACUUAAAAUCUCUCCUCCAAAAAGAACCCAAAGACAUUAUUACUUAUAUUGCCCGCUUUACUUAUAACCAACUACCUGACACGGGAGAGGAAAAAAACAAGCAAAAGACCCAAAUGAAACGAAGAAUUGCCAAGAAGUUGAAUAAGACUAAAGAAAGCGAACUUAAAGAUGAGGAAUUGAAUGAUAGUCUCUACAAAAUAGAAAUAGAAGAAUUAACUAUUGAUAAUAAAUUCUAUACCGCGGAUUUAAAAGAGAUAACAACCACCCAAAACCCGGAAAAUGAUGAACAAAAAUCCAGCUGGAAGGCUUGA
Messenger RNA from Racocetra persica, 437 nucleotides. The record is from the annotation of a GenBank genome assembly. Lineage: Eukaryota; Fungi; Glomeromycota; Glomeromycetes; Diversisporales; Gigasporaceae.